AUGUGGAGGAUGUGGGACCACCAUUGGGAACUGGUUAUAUAUAUUCGAAAAAUUGGCGUCAUUUGUGGCCUUAACAGCAGUAGUUAUAUGCCUUGUAUUGACACUGUGUAUCAUGUUGGGCCUUGGUAUAGGCCUUGGGUACAAUUAUUGCUACGUCGACUUGAAAGUUGUGAAACCGGGUUCAAGUUCGGGUUCAAGGAGAUCAGGCCAAGAGCUCGAUGAAACCAGUUUGGAGACACAGGACUUCAGGCGAAAUAUGGAGACAACUGCCCCAUUGCCUCAGAGGACCGUCACCUUGCCCACAAUCAAAGCAACGAUGCAAAUACCCCUUAACGGAGAGAUUGAUCUUGCAGCACUGUUUUCUAAAUUAAGGGGACGGAAUAGAAAUGUCACCUUAGAACUUGUCACGUGA
Spodoptera littoralis (African cotton leafworm) is the source of this 412-nucleotide messenger RNA. The record is from the annotation of a GenBank genome assembly. Lineage: Eukaryota; Metazoa; Arthropoda; Insecta; Lepidoptera; Noctuidae.